Messenger RNA from Triticum aestivum (bread wheat), 1934 nucleotides. RefSeq names its product probable polyol transporter 6. Gene Ontology annotation, biological process: transmembrane transport. Gene Ontology annotation, cellular component: membrane. The transcript is spliced from 2 exons. Lineage: Eukaryota; Viridiplantae; Streptophyta; Magnoliopsida; Poales; Poaceae. Gene Ontology annotation, molecular function: transmembrane transporter activity. The record is from RefSeq and is a predicted model, not a curated record. The coding region runs from base 174 to 1691 and encodes 505 amino acids.
GUUCUAGCAAGCUGGCCGUGAGUGUUAAGUAGAGUAUAAAGCUGCAUGCGGAUGGUUAGUCCAAUCCGGCCCUAGUCACCCGCGAUGCAAAUCACACUCCUGCCAGGAGGACGUACCUGCCAUUUCUAGUAGUUCGUUUCUCUCUCUCUCUCUGACUCGGAGGGGCAUCAGCCAUGGGAGUGGAGGAGCAGGGGAAGAAGAAUGGCGGCGAUGGGGGUGGGAGGACGAACAAGUACGCUGUCGCCUGCUCCGUCAUCGGCUCCAUCAUCUCCAUCCUCAUGGGCUACGACACCGGCGUGAUGAGCGGCGCGAUGCUGUUCAUCAAGGAGGACCUCGGGACCAACGACACGCAGGUGCAGGCCCUCGCCGGCAUCCUCAACGUCUGCGCGCUCGCCGGCUCCCUCACCGCCGGCCGCGUCUCCGACUGGGUGGGGCGCCGCCGCACCAUCUCGCUCGCAGCCUGCAUCUUCCUCGCGGGCUCCGUCCUCAUGGGCCUCUCGCCCAACUUCGCCACGCUCCUGGCCGGCCGCUGCGUCGCCGGCGUCGGCGUCGGCUACGCGCUCAUGAUCGCGCCCGUCUACGCCGCCGAGAUCGCGUCCGCGGACAUCCGCGGCUCGCUCACCUCGCUCCCCGAGAUCUGCAUCAGCUUCGGCAUCCUCAUUGGCUACGUGUCCAACUACUUCCUCGCCAAGCUGCCGCUGGUCUACGGCUGGCGCACCAUGCUGGGGCUCGGCGCGCUCCCCAGCGCCGUGCUCGCCCUCGGCGUCCUGGCCAUGCCGGAGUCGCCCCGGUGGCUCGUCAUGCAGGCCCGCCCGGACGAGGCGCUCGCGGUCCUCCGGAAGGUCUGCAACACGGCGGGAGAGGCCGACGUGCGGCUCGCGGACAUCAAGAGCGCGGCCGGGUUCGUCGAGGGAGACGACGCGUCCGCGCCCGCGACCGGCAGCGGCGGCAAAGGCGUGUUGAAGGAGAUGUUCAUACACCCGACGCCGACCGUCCGUCGCGUCCUCGUGGCCGGCCUGGGCAUCCACUUCUUCCAGCACCUGAGCGGGAUCGAGGCCGUGGUCCUCUACAGCCCGCGGAUCUUCAAGGCGGCCGGCAUCGCCACCCGCAACAAGAUCCUCGCGGCAACCAUUGGGGUGGGCGUGACGAAGACGGUGUUCAUCAUGACGGCGAUCCUGCUCGUCGACCGCGUCGGCCGGCGGCCACUCUACCUGUCCAGCCUGGCCGGCAUCGUCGCCUCGCUAACCUGCCUCGGCCUAGGCCUCACCGUCAUCGAGCACUCGCCUCACGGCCACGGCGCGCCCUGGGCGGUCGUGCUGGCCAUCACCACGGUGUUCACCUUCGUCGCCUCCUUCUCCGUCGGCGUGGGGCCCAUCACUUGGGCCUACAGCUCAGAGGUCUGGCCGCUCCGGCUGCGCGCGCAGGGCGCCAGCAUCGGCGUGGCCAUCAACCGCAUAAUGAACGCCGGCGUGUCCAUGACCUUCGUCACCCUGUACAAGGCGAUCACCAUCGGCGGCGCCUUCUUCCUCUUCGCGGGGUUGGCGGUGGUGGCUGCCACGUUCUUCUACUUCUGUUGCCCGGAGACGCAGGGGAGGCCCCUGGAGGAGAUCGAGGAGGUGUUCAGCCAGGGUUGGCACGCCCGGCGGAGGCAGCAGCCGUCGUCGUCGCCGGUGGCCGACAGCAAGGCAUAGUGUUUCACGGUGACGGUACAAACCAUGUACCAGGACGUGUCCACACUUCGCAUGGCCGUAGUGUUUGGUCAUAGGAUUUUAAUAGUAGUAGCUUUUUAUUACAAAUAGUGCUGCACUUUGGAAGGUUUAUUAAAGAGAAAGAUAACCUAUCAGUACUGUAUUGUAGUAGCUGUCGUGAGUGUUGACAAGAAAUUUCCAAAACGAUCUUCAGAGAAAGAAUGGGAAUUUUAUGGGAAAUGUUUA